Molecule: messenger RNA, 2271 nt
Organism: Perca fluviatilis (European perch)
Lineage: Eukaryota; Metazoa; Chordata; Actinopteri; Perciformes; Percidae
Gene: lmo3
Product: LIM domain only 3
Exons: 4
Coding region: 577-1014 (145 amino acids)
Biological process (GO): positive regulation of transcription by RNA polymerase II
Cellular component (GO): nucleus
Molecular function (GO): DNA-binding transcription factor binding; transcription coactivator activity
Source: RefSeq, a predicted model, not a curated record
AGGUUGCCGUCCUCUCAACUCGCUGCAGAUCAAUUAUGUUAAGAGAACAUCUGUAAGUAGAGCUUAAUGAGGUCCAUUAGAGCAACAUGCGCUGCCUUCCCUAACGGUGCUUGUCAGCUUCUUGGAUGAGCUGGAGUGUGCUGCUGACUGGGGACCUGGUGGAGGGGCUUAAAUAGAGAGGAGGCUCCACUCUCCGCAGCUUUUUCCUGCUAGAGAACCAGAGAGACACACAUAGACAGACAGACAGACAGACAGACAGACAGACAGACAGACAGACAGAGAGACAGACACACACACACACACACACACACACACACAGGGGGAGCCAGGACGCGCAAAGCCGUGGGGAAGCAGAGUUUAGGGGUUCAGUGUGAUUUGACAUCCCAGCAACAACUGGGCAGAGAACCAACUGUUCCAACUCCUGUCGCCAAGUUUUCUUUACACAAUCUGGAGUUGCUGUGAGAAAGUUGCCCUGUGGACACUUCAGUCAAGAGAACAGAGAAAGAGAAACGCCGCUGCAGCGACCCUGAGAAGAGGUUGUGGGCAUCCCCUGGCUGUACUUUUAAAGGUAUACAAAUGCUCUCCGUCCAGCCGGACACCAAGCCAAAAGGCUGUGCCGGCUGCAACCGGAAGAUCAAGGACCGCUACCUGCUGAAGGCCCUGGAUAAGUACUGGCACGAGGACUGCCUCAAGUGUGCCUGCUGUGACUGCCGGCUGGGCGAGGUGGGCUCCACGCUCUACACCAAAGCCAACCUCAUCCUGUGCCGGAGAGACUACCUACGGUUGUUUGGCGUAACGGGGAACUGUGCAGCCUGCAGCAAGCUAAUUCCAGCCUUCGAGAUGGUCAUGAGGGCCAAGGAGAACGUCUACCACCUGGACUGUUUCGCAUGCCAGCUCUGCAAUCAGAGGUUUUGUGUGGGAGACAAGUUUUUCCUGAAGAACAACAUGAUCCUGUGCCAGACGGACUACGAGGAGGGGCUGAUGAAGGAGGGCUACGCCCCCCAGGUCCGCUGACCCCCGCUAGACGAGGAGGAGGAAGAGGAGGAAGAGGAGGAGGAGGAGGAAGAGGAGGAGUAGGAGUGGGAGAAAGAGAAAGAGAGACUGAAGGAGAGAUUGCUCCUGUCCCCAUCAUGUACAUAACUCAGCUUCCCUGGGGGGGGUGGGGGGUGGCACACUCUGCUGUACAGAAUAGCCAUACAGACGCCAACGUGGCAGGGAAAGGCCCUGGAAGCCUCCAACAAACUACACAAAUGAAAGCAAACAGUUUGGCCAUUUCUGUGUUUGUGACAGCGCUGCCUCUUUCCUCCUGGCCAACCACCAGCCGCCUCAGAGCAUUCUAACCAACAGCUGAUCCUGCCUGUUGGAAAGAAAAAGAUAAUGAACCCACCCCAAAAGCAGUCUUGUCUCAUCUUAUCUGGACAGGACAGACAACUUACUACUUGAAUCUAAAAUACACUGAGGUAUUGCCAAUCAAUGUUUUAGCGAAAAGACCUCUGUAGUGUAUGAUAGAUUUAAAACAGUGAAUGUAAACUGAUGAUUUAUUUGUUGCUGUGCGUGCGUGCAUGCGUGCGUGCGUGCGUGCGUGCUUGCGUGCGUGCGUACGUGCGUGCGUGCAUGGUCCUUUCAGAACCUUCAGAUUCCAAACUUAAACACACCAGUAGCAACAUGCUUCCAAAGCACACAGCUUUAUUAUUUCACAAACUCUAAAAUGUAGACUUUGUGAUAAUCAGUGCGUUUCUCUGGAUGGAUGGAAUCUCUCACACGGCCACUAGAUGAAUAUAUUUGAGAACACUAUGUCACUAGAAGCAGUUGACCCUUGAAGACUAGUGUCACAUAGGACUACUCUUCUGGUAGCACAAAGUAAAUGUGUUGAUUGGCCAAUCAGUGAAAAGACCUUUCCUGGUCAAAGGAGUCGGCUUUUGAGGGGACCAGGCCUCCAAACUAUACAAUGAUAUCGCUUGUUUAUUCCUCCCUCUAUUAUGACCCACAGGAGCGUUUUCCAUCCUCGUGUCUAAAUCCGAGAACCAACAAUUAAAUGCGUUGUUAAAGAUGUGGAAGGUUGCAGUUUUGUUACUUUUGAAUAGUCUGUAUCCACGACGUUCCACUUCUGGGAUUGCUACGUUGCUGCUGGAAAAUCCACCGGAUUUCAGUCAUUUAGGCCAGAUAUCCGUUGCCUUGGGCUUCCUUUAUGUUGGCGUACUAAACUCCGGUGGAUUUGUGAGGACUAUGGUUAACUGCUCCUCAGAUCUCUGCAGGGUAAAUCCAGACAGC